Chroicocephalus ridibundus (black-headed gull) is the source of this 2379-nucleotide messenger RNA. It is a transcript of the gene NUDT19, whose product is annotated as nudix hydrolase 19. The coding region runs from base 115 to 1224 and encodes 369 amino acids. Gene Ontology annotation, cellular component: mitochondrion. NCBI's taxonomy places the organism in Eukaryota, Metazoa, Chordata, Aves, Charadriiformes, Laridae. Gene Ontology annotation, molecular function: hydrolase activity, acting on acid anhydrides, in phosphorus-containing anhydrides. The record is from RefSeq and is a predicted model, not a curated record. The transcript has 3 exons.
CCGGUCGGCCCUCUGCUGAGCCGCCCGCCCGCCGGUGCAGUGUCUCCUCCGCGGGCCCAGGCGGCGGUGGCGCCCGGGCGGCCCCGCGGCCCUGCCCCGUCCGCGCCGCUGGAGAUGAACUCGAGCCUGCGGCACUGGCGGGAGGCGGCGACGCUGCUGCUGGCGGCGGGGAGGCCGGGACCGCCGCCGCGCUCCCCGCCCGGCCCCUUCGACUAUGAGCUGCUGCUGCUGCAGCGGAGCCCGCGCAGCGGCUUCAUGCCCGGCGCCCACGUCUUCCCGGGGGGGCUGGCGGAGGCAGCGGACUUCUCGGCCGAGUGGCUGGGGCUGCUGCCCGCUGCGCCGCUCUGCGGGCUGCGCCCCGUCAGGCCACCGCCUCCCGGGAGCAGCCGAGCCCCGCUCUUCGCCACCGACCGGACGCGGCUGGGCUCGCCGCUGCCGGGGGAGGUGGCCUUCCGCAUUUGCGCCAUAAGGGAGACUUUCGAGGAGGCGGGAAUCCUGCUGCUGGUGCCGGGGCGCGGCCCGGCCCCGCCGCUGCCCGCAGAGCGCUGGCCCCCCGCCGCCGAGCUGAGUGAGUGGCGACGCCGGGUGCAGCGGGACCCGCGCUGCUUCCUGCAGCUGUGCCGGCGGCUGGGCUGCGCCCCCGACAUCUGGGCGCUGCAGGAGUGGAGCAACUGGCUGACCCCCGUCAGCAGGGCCGGCGGCCGCCGCUAUGACACGGCCUUCUACCUGUGCUGUCUGCAGCAGCGGCCGCCCCACGCCUCGCAGGACGACCAGGAGGUGACAGGCGUCCUGUGGUCAUCGCCUCCAGAAGCCAUUGAACGCUUUAAAUCUCAGGAAAUAUGGUUUGCUCCGCCUCAGUUCUAUGAAUUGUGUAGGCUGUGCAACUUCUCUUCGCUCCGUGAGUUACACAAGUUCAGCUCUGACCGGGCUCUAGAGGGAUGCGAACGCUGGAUGCCUGUGAUGUUAACUGCUUCAGAUGGCUACAUGCAGAUAUUGCCAGGAGAUGAGUUAUAUCCAGAAGAUCCAGAUUAUACGGGAGAAAAGAAAACAAUCAUGUCAACAGAUAAGAAGGUUGAAGAUCUCAUGAAAGAGGGUAGUGUAUUUCACAGGAUAGUAAUAAAAAACAUCAACGAUCUUGCUGUCUAUGUUAAUAUUCAAGCAAAAUAUAAACAUAAGAAUCCAGUCAUGAUAAACUCUCGUUCAGAUUACAAUAGCAGAUUAUAAUAUCUGUUUGGUUUAAAGCUAGAAUAUUUUUAAUUACAUAAUACUCACUGUGGUUUUGUCCUUUCUAACCAUUGCCAAAUUGUCAGGAAAAUAUUCCUUUGUCCUAUCAGAGCAUUUUGUGUGCGUGGUUUAUGAGAUUUAUGUGUACUUAAUUCUUUGAGUCUUUGGAACAGCACAGUUGUGCCAGUUACAAUGUUUAGAAACUACUGAAAAUUUAACAUAACCAUCAACUUAAUUAUUAAAUGUGAUUUGAUGGUAAUUAUACUGAGCCAUUACCACCUUAUUCUACUUACAUAUUAAUUGCAGAAUAUGCUGUAACACUGAUCUGUUGGGUCACGCAGGUCCUUUUCUCACUGAAAAUUUAAGUAAAUAUUAUGUUCAAGACAAGUGUGUUUUGAGUUGAAGAAUUCUAUCACUAUGCUUUGCAAAGUUAUCCAUGAGACUACUGUAACGUGUGUCUAGGAAUGAAUGAAAUUUCCCAUUCCAUAUCUGCUGACAUCUCCCAGUCUAUUCUUUCUUUCAUUUUUGGUAAAACCAGUGUAUAUGUGUUUAUAGAGAUUGAUUAGCUAAAGCUCACUUUUUAAAAAAAGUAUUAUAAAGUUAAGGUUUAUAUUAAAUAUACCUAAGUUAUUUCUACUCAUGGUAAUCUACUCAAAACUUUACAAUCUUCAAAGGUAGAGAUAAUUUAGACAAACUAAAUCAUCUAUCAGAUUGAGUGCAUUCUCAACAUUCUUUUUAUUCAUGAUAAUUUUUAAUAUUCCAGCUGUUAGCACUUAAACACGUUAAAAAUUGCUUAGCUCCAAACAGAUACCACUAACAACUUCAGGGAAUAAUGUACUAUCUUGGAAACAUGUACUUCCAUUUUUCAACAUCCUACCAUUUUACUUCUCAAAUACUUUACUAAGUAUAUCUGAGAUUUAAGAACUUCAGAGGAAGGAUUACUGCUUGUUUUUUUGUUUUGGAUUUUUGGUUGGUUGGUUUUGUCUUUUUUUUGUGCAAGAAGGGGAGUAAAUAGAGCAGUAAUGUAAGUUCUUUAUCUGGAAGAAGAAUGAAUGAUGACUUGAGAUUAGCCAGUAAAGUUGUUCAGAAAGCUUUGUUUCGGCUUUUGUUCUGUAUUUCAAUUAAAAUCUUUUGCAUUAUUUUCAUUCAACUGAA